AUGGGUGAACUGGAGCAUGGAACAUUGUUUUCAGAUCAUAGGAUUAGUGGUGGAGACAAUUUGGUGGUUCCCACAAGAAAUGCCCUUUGCAGCCAGAGGUACAAACCUGUUGACUACAAACAUCUGUAUGAUAUUGCUGCAGAGGCAAAAAUGGCCUCUGCACAAAUUCAGUUAAAGAUUAAAAAAGCAGAGCAAGUUUCAAAAAUUAGCAAAGAGCAAAUGCUGCUGAAACAGCAUCGUCAGGUGUGGUGGCAAGAGUAUAAAAGACUGAGUGAGAGCAGGCAAAAGGCAGAAGAAGAAAUUAAGACUUUUCUUGAUGAAGGAAGCCAUAAGAACAGCUUUUUUUUUGAUUUGAGGAAUUUGGAGCAGAAAUUGUCCAUGGAGUGGGACACUUAUCAAACAAACACUUUAGCUCCUGUCUGGCAGCUGAAACUCAAGCUGGCUAAAAUGCAGCGUUACCUCUCAAAAAAAUCUUGUCAGAAACCUGAGAUCAAUUCAGCUGAGGUGUUACAGCAGAUCAAAUUUAUGAAGAAGCAACAGAAGGCAAUUCUGGAAGGUCUUAUCCCUGAAAGUCUGGCUUUGGAAAGAGAGCUUGAAGAGUAUAAAGAAAAUGCAUCAGUGCGCUCUUCUGAAGAGAAAAACAGGCUUUUCCUGGAAGUUCCUCCCGAGCUGCUGGCUCUGGAAUGCCCUUACCCUGACCUGAAGACCUUGGUGAUGGAGGAGUACCAGGAGCUCUCCAGGGGCUACUGGGUGAAGCUUCAGGAGGUGGAUCAGCAGCUGGAAGCUUUAUCUAGGAGCAGUGACUGGAAGGAAGAUGAUCAGUGGGUUUUCCAGACUGUUAUCAAUCAGUACCCAAGUGAUCUUCAGAGGAGGAGGACUUUGUACCUGGAUGUGCUGCAGAGGUAUCUUCCCCACAAAUCCAGGCAGGAGCUGGUUGCUCAUGAGAAGGCUUGGGAUCAUUACCAGUCCAUCAGGAACCGGCGCAGAGUCUUGCUGUUAACCUGGGCUCAGGUUAGGAAAGCCUUUGUCCUUAGGGCGGUGGCGGCUGCUGCUGAAGCUGCUGCUGCUCAUGAGGCAGAAGUGGUGCUGGCUGAUUGCAGGCAAAAGCAGCUGGAGAUCUGUGCUGAUCUGAAAGCAAAGGUUCUACAGUGGAAAGCACAGCAGGAAGAAGCUGCUAAAUUAGAAGCUGCUGUAGCUGCCAGAAGAAAAGAAAAGGAAGAUGAGAGAGAAAGGCUACAGAGAGAACAGGAAACCGUUCGUAGAGCUCAGGAUAAAGAGAAACUGAAAAAAUACUGGGCUGAGAAAGAGCUCAAGUGGCAAGAACAGGAGGAAAGAGAUCUACAACAUCUGGAGAAGCUGAGAAAAUUAAUGGCUGAACAAGCAGCUAAAGACAGAGAAAGGGUGCAGCUCCGACGAGCCCUGCUGGAGCAGCGGCUGCUGGAGAAGAAGGAGCUGGCCCUGCUCCAGGCCCGGCAGCAGCAGGAGAAGGAGAAGCGCCUGGAAGCGCUGCGGCAGCGGGUUGCCAUUGUUGCAAAAUUAGAUCCAGCCAGAGCAGUGGCUGACACGGUGGCGUCAAAAGCUCGCAUGGGCGUUGGAAGCAAGGAGGAGUUUGAGCUGCAGCAGCCCCUGUUCAGGCUGCACACGUACAGUGAAGAGCAGGUCAUUUCUGACCCCAGGCUCCGUGUUGAGCUCGCUCUCCGAGAAGCUGGACUGCAUAAAACACUUUAUGCAAGAGAGGUUUUGUCAAAACUUCCACCACUGAAGCUUCCAAGAAGAGACAUGGAAUCUACAGCUUUUAAAAUGUAGAGUACCUCUCAUCUGAGGGGCAGAGGAGCAUCAGGGGUCUGGUCUGACCCACAAAAUGCAAAUCUUCAACAAAUUCCCUUUGAUUGUGUCCGAGAAGUGCUCAGUUGUCCGUGUGUGCAGCCAUUCUAAAGCACUCCAGGCCCUUCUGAGCUGCCCUGCCUGCCGUGGCUCUGGAGAGCUUUGCUGCUGUGGUGUGACUGCCCAUGUCCCUUUCGACUGGAGCUGGGGCACCUUGGAAGGGACUCCUCCACAUAGCACAGGCAAUCUGAUGUGUAGCACCUUGAGUAGAAAUUCUUGGGAUCUAAUUUGCAGCAGAAGUCCAAAAUAGCUUUGCGCAGCAGUUACUUUAUAUUUUAUUAUUAUAUUAUUAUUUUAUUACUAUUACAUGACUACAUCUCACCAUUAUCUUUCCAGGUUACUUGAGAAUUUGAUUAUUUUAGUUAUAAAAUCUUCACUGCCAUGCCUGUUUCUAAUAUUCCUUGAUUAUGAUGAGAUGAAACUUAAACCUUUGUCUAUAUUUAGAAGGCAACUUGCUGCAUCAUAUUUACUGCAAACCAGUCAUACAAUUUCAUAUUGUAGAUUAGUCCCUCAGUAUAAAUUAUAAAUAGAGCUGGGAUCUUUAUUUCUUUAUUUUCUGGUGUGACAGACUCGACUCCUGAGAGUGAGCAAAGGGUCAACCCAGGGGCAGCAUAAUCCCAGUGUUGCAGCUGAGUUUAGUGGGGAAAUGCUGCAGAGCCUGCCCUUGUCUAGGGGAGAGACAUCUUCUGGGCUCAGCUUCUGUGUGCUUGUACUAAAAUUAUGAUUCUCUGUAUAUUUGUGUGUUUUAUUUUUGUAUCUCCUUUGGGGUAACUUGUUAUUUUUCAAACACACUUGGCAACCUCACAACUGGCUGGAUAUUCCUGUGGGGAGACUGGCAGUGUUUUGCUGUGAGGAACAGACUGGCUGUGAGACAAUUCCCAGAAAGGCAUCAUCCCAAACCUAGGCAGUAAUUUUUUUUCCCUUGCCUUUAAAAGCAGAUCUAUAAGAUAAAUUUUGCACCACUGAAAUUGAGAUUAUAGGUGUGAUAUUUUUUAAAUACCAAUAUUAAACAAUAUGUUAAUGAAAAAGAAAGUUUAAAGGAGCAGACAUUGGUUUUGAAAGAGUGGGCACGUUUGUAGGCAGGGACUUAUUGUUUUAAUGUCUGUCAUUCUCAGGGUGGAGACUGAGUAAAAGUCUAUAGAAGUCUGGGCUACCUCAGUGCAACGGUAAGUCAGGGCCUUUAGUGAUACAGUGAGGCCAGAAUGAGGAUUUUGGGGGGGAUUUUCAUGUAAGAGUGGAGCGUGGAGAACACGUGGGUCAGUAAAAGGGUAUUUCACACAUCACAACCAAGGCUGCUCAUGCCAGAGAGCUCUGCAGACCUCUUGGCUGUUCCCCAGCCUGGCCAGACACCUUUCC
Molecule: messenger RNA, 3240 nt
Organism: Pseudopodoces humilis (Tibetan ground-tit)
Lineage: Eukaryota; Metazoa; Chordata; Aves; Passeriformes; Paridae
Gene: CCDC148
Product: coiled-coil domain containing 148
Source: RefSeq, a predicted model, not a curated record